AUGUUGAGUCGCGCCAUCUUGCCUCUUACGAGGCCUAAUGCCCUCGCCUCUGCCACCCGCCUGUCGCGCGUCCCACGGGUUUCGGCCCUGUCUGUUCAGCAACCGCGAUGGUACGCCAAGGGUAAGGACACACCAUAUGAGCUUCCCGAAUCGCUGCAGGAAUCCAAAUCAGCCAAAUCCAAGAAGUCAGCCUCCAAGAACCAGCCAGAGUCAGAGCAAUCCGAGUCUGAUAAUAAGACCAAGCCCGACACCGACGCUGCUGAGUCCAGCACUCCCGAAACCGAACAAAUCCCAAACCAGCCCCUCCCUGAUCUAACACAAGGCAUCCCGUCGACCUUGGCCGCCGAGCUGGAAGGUCGUAUGAAGAAGGGCGGCUCAUCACACCUGAACAUUACAGAGGACCACACCCAAUCUGAUGAGUACAGUGAAGAUGGCCGAGGUGGUGGUGAUAUCCCUAAGAGUGGAUAUGAAACCUCCCUAGACCGCCGCAAGGCCCGCAUGGCCAACAUCAUGUACGCAUUGCUGCUGGCCGCUGGUGUUGCUGGUGUGGGUUACCUGGGUCGCAACUGGGAAACCGAAGAAGAACAGCGUGCCCACGCCGAUGAACCAUCUGGCUGGGGCGUUGGUCUCUGGUGGAGCCGUACCAAGGCUCGCAUGGGUGACCUGACCAGCUACUAUAAGGACCCGGCUUUCCCCCAGCUGCUUCCCGACGAGGAUCCCACCCUUCGCCAACCCUACACACUCGUCCUUAGUAUGGAGGAUUUGCUCGUCCACAGCGAAUGGAGCCGUGAGCACGGAUGGCGUGUGGCCAAGCGUCCCGGUGUCGACUACUUCCUUCGUUACCUUAACCAGUACUACGAGCUUGUUCUUUUCACCACUGUGCCCAGCAUGAUGGCCGACCAGGUUCUCCGCAAACUAGACCCCUACCGCAUUAUCCGCUGGCCCCUCUUCCGUGAGGCCACCCGCUACAAGGACGGAGAGUACAUCAAGGAUCUUUCUUACCUGAACCGCGACCUGUCUAAGGUUAUCCUUCUCGACACCAAGGAGGAGCACGCCCGCCUGCAGCCCGAGAACGCCGUUAUUUUGGACAAGUGGACCGGUGACCCUAAGGACAAGACCCUGGUUGCCCUGAUUCCGUUCCUGGAGUACAUGGCUGGUAUGGGUGUGGAGGAUGUGCGUCCCGUGCUGAAGUCAUUCGAGGGCAGUCAGAUCCCCAUUGAGUUCUCCAAGCGUGAGAAGGCCAUGCGCGAGCGCUUCGAGAAGGAGCUCGCUGAGGAGAAGAAGAAGAAGCCCUCCAUCAGCAUGGGCAGCGUUGCCUCCGCUUUGGGACUGAAGUCUACCCGUGGUCUGGAUGGCGAGAUCUCGCCUUCUGAGGGCCUGGCCCAGGGCAAGAUGCUGUGGGACCAGAUCCGCGAGCGUGGCCAGAAGAACUACGAGCUGAUUGACCGUGAGAUCCGCGAGAAUGGUGAGAAGUGGCUUGCUGAGAUGGCUGCUGAGGAAGAGAAGGCUCGCCAAGAGCAGAUGCAGAGCAUGAAGGGCUCUUUCACUGGCAUGUUCGGUGCUGGAGGUGAAAAGCAGUAA
This is a messenger RNA of Penicillium verhagenii, 1581 nucleotides long. RefSeq names its product protein translocase subunit TIM50. The transcript has 3 exons. Gene Ontology annotation, molecular function: phosphoprotein phosphatase activity. The record is from RefSeq and is a predicted model, not a curated record. NCBI's taxonomy places the organism in Eukaryota, Fungi, Ascomycota, Eurotiomycetes, Eurotiales, Aspergillaceae. Bases 1 to 1581 code for a protein of 526 amino acids.